Aspergillus wentii DTO 134E9 is the source of this 1202-nucleotide messenger RNA. RefSeq names its product GPALPP motifs-containing protein 1. The record is from RefSeq and is a predicted model, not a curated record. The transcript is spliced from 2 exons. The coding region runs from base 181 to 957 and encodes 258 amino acids. NCBI's taxonomy places the organism in Eukaryota, Fungi, Ascomycota, Eurotiomycetes, Eurotiales, Aspergillaceae.
GUCAAUCUGAGCCCCCCUAAAAAUUGUAAUACCCGAGUGGCUUGUUAUUAUCAUUAAUAAUACCUACCAAGUAACUACAUCAUUUCUCUCAGUUUUACUACUCCAAAAACUAUUGAUGAUUAACUUUGAAAGAGGUCUGACACUAGUUCACUAUACUUCAUGUCCCCCCUCCCCCAAAACAUGGAGGAAAUUGAAAAGCGCAAGACUCGUCAGGCUUCCAAUGAUGAUAAUGAUACUUCGCCCGGCCCUGAGACAACCAGCAAGCGACGCAGGAUAGCAGGGCCAGUUCUUCCAUCGUCCGCAGCUUCCUUACAUGGGUCAUAUGGAAACACUGCGUCUGAAAGCGAGAGUGAUAGUGAUGAUGAUAUUGGGCCAGUUUUGCCUCCUGCAGGUCCUGUGUUAUCCGAAAUAGAUGACGCGGAUAGAAAGCCCGAUCCAUCUACUCAUGAGGUUCCUAUGCAGGGUAGUGGAUUCCAACGGGAUAAGUGGAUGUUACAACCUCCAGGUGCUACGGAUUGGUCCUCGCGAAUCGAUUCAACCAAACUGCGAAGCCGGGGAUUUCAGACAGGGAAACCAGGGAGGGCCGCGCCCGGAGGCCAGAUAGAUUCAUCAUGGACUGAGAGUCCAGAGCAAAAAAUAAAACGCUUAGAGGAUAAGGUUUUGGGUAUCAGUGGCUCAACGGUGACAGACAGUCAGGACCAUGCUGCCCAGGUAUCUAGGGUGACUGAGCUAGCAAAAGCCAGAAUACAUAAAUAUAAUGAAGCCACAAGAAAAGAUGCACUACCUGGCGCUCCAUGUCUUUCAAAAGAGUGUGAAAAUGAUGACCCAAGCACACGUCCUUUCGAUCGGGAGAAGGAUAUGAGUACCUCUUCAAGGAUAAACAAUCACCAAAGACGACAAAUUCUUGAUAAGGCGGCUGACUUUAGCUCCCGUUUUGCAGGGGGCAAAUUUCUCUGAGCUGGGGGGCUGCCUUCCACCUACGCGAUUUAAGGAAGGACUGGAAUUAAACUACAACAUGAUAGGGCUAGCAGGAAGCUCUAUUAAUGAGAGGGGAAGAAAUUAUGUGAAAAUUCAUUGAAAUACUCAGUGAAAUAGUCAAUGACUUGAUUAAAUAAAUAGUGUUGUGUAAAAUAGCGUUAGGAUAUGUAGAUAAUAUGAUAUUCAUGAUAAAGUAAUAUAUGUAUAUCAGGCCUGGUGGUGGC